Molecule: messenger RNA, 837 nt
Organism: Asterias rubens (European starfish)
Lineage: Eukaryota; Metazoa; Echinodermata; Asteroidea; Forcipulatida; Asteriidae
Exons: 1
Coding region: 1-837 (278 amino acids)
Source: RefSeq, a predicted model, not a curated record
AUGUUAGUGAUCCCAACCAUAGUGAUCCUGACCAUGGUGAUCCUGACCAUGGUGAUCCUGACCAUGGUGAUCCUGACCAUGGUGAUCCUGACCAUGGGGAUCCUGACCAUGGUGAUCCUGACCAUGGGGAUCCUGACCAUGGUGAUCCCGACCAUGGUGAUCCCGACCAUGGUGAUCCCGACGACCAUGGUGAUCCUGACCAUGGUGAUCCCGACCAUGGUGAUCCCGACCAUGGUGAUCCCGACCAUGGUGAUCCCGACCAUGGUGAUCCCGACCAUGGUGAUCCCGACCAUGGUGAUCCCGACCAUGGUGAUCCCGACCAUGGUGAUCCCGACCAUGGUGAUCCCGACCAUGGUGAUCCUGACCAUGGGGAUCCUGACCAUGGUGAUCCUGACCAUGGGGAUCCCGACCAUGGUGAUCCCGACCAUGGGGAUCCCGACCAUGGUGAUCCCGACCAUGGUGAUCCCGACCAUGGUGAUCCCGACCAUGGUGAUUCCGACCAUGGUGAUCUUGACCAUGGUGAUCCCGACCAUGGUGAUCCUGACCAUGGUGAUCCCGACCAUGGUGAUCCCGACCAUGGUGAUCCUGACCAUGGUGAUCCUGACCAUGGUGAUCCCGACCAUGGUGAUCCCGACCAUGGUGAUCCUGACCAUGGUGAUCCUGACCAUGGUGAUCCCGACCAUGGUGAUCCUGACCAUGGUGAUCUUGACCAUGGUGAUCCCGACCAUGGUGAUCCUGACCAUGGUGAUCCUGACCAUGGUGAUCCUGACCUUUAAAAACUACACCAAACUCAACUUGUUAGAAUCAAAUUGUUUAUUGUUCAAUCAAGCGAAUUAA